Pan troglodytes (chimpanzee) is the source of this 9290-nucleotide messenger RNA. Its product is annotated as matrix-remodeling-associated protein 5-like. Gene Ontology annotation, molecular function: axon guidance receptor activity. The record is from RefSeq and is a predicted model, not a curated record. Gene Ontology annotation, biological process: homophilic cell-cell adhesion; synapse organization. Lineage: Eukaryota; Metazoa; Chordata; Mammalia; Primates; Hominidae. Gene Ontology annotation, cellular component: plasma membrane; neuronal cell body; axon.
UCCGAGAAUCAGGCACCCCGACAAGAUGCCCAAGCGCGCGCACUGGGGGGCCCUCUCCGUGGUGCUGAUCCUGCUUUGGGGCCAUCCGCGAGUGGCGCUGGCCUGCCCGCAUCCUUGUGCCUGAUACGUCCCCAGCGAGGUCCACUGCACGUUCCGAUCCCUGGCUUCCGUGCCCGCUGGCAUUGCUAAACACGUGGAAAGAAUCAAUUUGGGGUUUGUACCACUUUCUUCCCGAACCUUCCCACUGUCAGUGCGAAUUCUGAAGUGUAAAAAGGACAAAGCUUAUGAAGGCGGUCAGUUGUGUGCAAUGUGCUUCAGUCCAAAGAAGUUGUACAAACAUGAGAUUCACAAGCUGAAGGACCUGACUUGUCUGAAGCCUUCCAUAGAGUCUCCUCUGAGACAGAACAGGAGCAGGAGUAUUGAGGAGGAGCAAGAACAGGAAGAGGAUGGUGACAGCCAGCUCAUCCUGGAGAAAAUCCAACUUCCCCAGUGGAGCAUCUCUUUGAAUAUGACUGAUGAGCACGGGAACAUGGUGAACUUGGUGUGUGACAUCAAGAAACCAAUGGAUGUGUACAAAAUUCACUUGAACCAAACAGAUCCUCCAGAUAUUGACAUAAAUGCAAUGGUUGCCUUGGACUUUGAGUGUCCAAUGACCCAGGAAAACUAUGAAAAUCUAUGGAAAUUGAUAGCAUACUACAGUGAAGUUCCCAUGAAGCUACAUAGAGAGCUCAUGCUCAGCAAACACCCCAGAGUCAGCUACCAGUACAGGCAGGAUGCUGAUGAAGAAGCUCUUUACUACACAGGUGUGAGAGCCCAGAUUCUUGCAGAACCAGAAUGGGUCAUGCAGCCAUCCAUAGAUAUCCAGCUGAACCGACCUCAGAGUACGGCCAAGAAGGUGCUACUUUCCUACUACAACCAGUAUUCUCAAACAAUAGCCACGAAAGAUACAAGGCAGGCUCGGGGCAGAAGCUGGGUAAUGAUUGAGCCUAGUAGAGCUGUGCAAAAAGAUCAGACUGUCCUGGAAGGGGGUCCAUGCCAGUUGAGCUGCAAUGUGAAAGCUUCUGAGAGUCCAUCUAUCUUCUGGGUGCUUCCAGAUGGCUCCAUCCUGAAAGUGCCUGUGGAUGACCCAGACAGCAAGUUCUCCAUUCUCAGCAGUGGCUGGCUGAGGAUCAAGUCCAUGGAGCCAUCUGACUCGGUUGCUCAAGUGAGGGAUGAAAUGGACCGCAUGGUAUAUAGGGUACUUGUGCAGUCUCCCUCCACUCAGCCAGCUGAGAAAGACACAGUGACAAUUGGCAAGAACCCAGGGGAGCCAGUGAUGUUGCCUUGCAAUGCUUUAGCUAUACCCGAAGCCCACCUUAGCUGGAUUCUUCCAAACAGAAGGAUAAUUAAUGAUUUGGCUAACACAUCACAUGUAUACAUGCUGCCAAAUGGAACUCUUUCCAUCCCAAAGAUCCAAGUCAGUGAUAGCGGUUACUACAGAUGUGUGGCUGUCAACCAGCAUGGGGCAGACCAUAUCACGGUGGGAAUCACAGUGACCAAGAAAGGUUCUGGCUCGCCAUCCAAAAGAGGCAGAUGCCCAGGUCCAAAGGCUCUUUCCAGAGUGAGAGAAGACAUCGUGGAGGUUGAAGGGGUCUCAGGCACGGGAGAUGAAGAGAACACUUCAAGGAGACUUCUACAUCCAAAGCACCAAGAGGUGUUCCUCAAAACAAAGGAUGAUGCCAUCAAUGGAGAUAAGAAAGCCAAGAAAGGGAGAAGAAAGCCGAAACUCUGGAAGCAUUCAGAAAAAGAACCAGAGACCAGUGUUGCAGAAGGUCUCAGAGUGUUUGAAUCAAGACGAAGGAUAAACAUGGCAAACAAACAGAUUAAUCCGGAGCACUGGGCUGAUAUUUUAGCCAAAGUCCUUGGGAAAAAUCUCCCUAUAGGCACAGAAGUAUCCCCAAUUAUUAAAACCACAAGUUCUCCAUUCUUGAGCCUAGCAGAACCACCUUUGCCUGCUGUUUCUCCCCCCUUGGCAUCUCCAAUACAGACAGCAACAAGUGCUGAAGAAUCCUCAGCAGAUGUACCUCUACUCAGCGAAGGAAAGCACAUUUUGAGUACCAUUUCCUCAGCCAGCAUGGGACUAGAACACCACAACAAUGGAGUUAUUCUUGUUGAACCUGAAGUAACAAGCACACCUCUGGAAGAAGUUGUUGAUGAGUAUUCCAAGAAGACUGAGGAGAUAACUUCCACUGAAGGCGACCUGAAGGGGACUGCAGCCUCUACACUUAUAUCUGAGCCUUAUGAACCAUCUCCUACUCUGCACACCUUAGACACAGUCUAUGAAGAGCCCACCCAUGAAGAGACGGAAACAGAGGGUUGGUCUGCAGCAGAUGUUGGAUCCUCACCAGAUCCCACACCCAGUGAGUAUGAGCUUCCAUUGGUUGUUGUCUCCUUGGCUGAGUCUGAGCCUGUGCAAUACUUUGACCCAGAUUUGGAGACUAAUUCACAACCACAUGAGGAUAACAUAAAAGAAUACAGUUUUGCACACCUUACUCCAACCACCACCAUCUGGGUUAAUGACUCUAGUACAUCACUGUCAUUUGAGGAUUCUACUGUAGGGGAACAAGGUGUCCCAGGCAAAUCACAUCUACAAGGACCGACAGAGAACAUCCAGCUUGUGAAAAGUAGUUUAAGCACUCAAGACACCUUACUGAUUAAAAAGGGUAUGAAAGAGAUGUCUCAGACACUACAGGGAGGAAAUAUGCUAGAGGGAGACCCUACACACUCCAGAAGUUCUGAGAAUGAGGGCCAAGAGAGCAAAUCCAUCACUUUACCUGACUCCACACUGGGUAUAAUGAGCAGUACGUCUCCAGUUAAGAUCACCCUGCUACACAAAGACACCACAACAGAAACAACUCCAAGGCAAAAAGUGGCUUCAUCAUCCACCAUGAGCACUCACCCUUCUCGAAGGAGACCCAAUGGGAGAAAAUUACACCCUCACAAAUUCCACCACCGGCACAAGCAAACCCCACCCACAACUUUUGCCCCAUUAGAGACUUUUUCUACUCAACCAACUCAAGCAACUGACAUUAAGAUUUCAAAUCAAAUGGAGAGUUCCCUGGUUCCUACGUCUUGGGAGAUUAACACAGUUAAUACCCCCAAACAGCUGGAAAUGGAGAAUAAUGUGGAGCUCAUAUCAAAGGGAACUCCACGGAGAAAACACGGGAAGAGGCCAAACAAACAUUGAUAUACCCCUUCUACAGUGAGCUCAAGAGCAUCUGCAUCCAAGCCCAGCCCUUCUCCAGAAAAUAAACAUAGAAACAUUGUUACUCCCAGUUCAGAAACUACACUUUUGCCUAGAAAUGUUUCUCUGAAAACUGAGGGCGUUUAUGAUUCCUUAGGUUACACGACAACCACCAGAAAAAUACAUUCAUCUUACCAUAAAGUCCAAGACACACUUCCAGUCAUGUAUAAACCCACAUCAGAUAGAAAAGAAAUUCAGGAUGAUGUUGCCACAAAUGUUGACAAACAUAAAAGUGACAUUUUAGUCCCUGGUGAGUCAAUUACUAACGUCACACCAACUUCUUGCUCCUUGGUCUCCACUAUGGGAGAAUUUAAGGAAGAAUCCUCUCCUGUGGGCUUUCCAGAAAUUCCAACCUGGAAUCCCUCAAGGACAGCUCAGCCUGGGAGGCUACAGACAGACAUACAUGUUACCACUUCUGGGGAAACCCCUACAGACCCUCCCCUUGUUAACGAGCUUGAGGAUGUGGAUUUUACUUCUGAGUUUUUGUCCUCUGUGACAGUCUCCACACCAUUUCACCAGGAAGAAGCUGGUUUUUCCACAAUUCUCUCAAGCAUAAAAGUGGAGAUGGCUUCAAGUCAGGUAGAAACUACCACCCUUGGUCAAGAUCAUCAUGAAACCACUGUGGCUAUUCUCCACUCUGAAACUAGACCACAGAAUCACAUCCCUACUGCUGCCCGCAUGAAGGAGCCAACAUCCUUUUCCCCUCCUAUGAUUCUCCUGACUUUGGGACAAACCACCACCACUAAGCCAGAACUUCUCAGUCCAAGAACAUCUCAAAUAUGUAAAGAUUCCAAGGAAAAUGUUUUCUUGAAUUACAUGGGGAAUCCAGAAACAGAAGCAACCCCAGUGAACAAUGAAGGAACACAGUGUAUAUCAGGGCCAAAUGAAUUAUCAACACCAUCUUCUGACCAGGAUGCAUUUAACUUGUCUACAAAGCUAGAAUUGGAAAAGCAAGUAUUUGAUAGUAGGAGUCUAACACGUGGCCCAGAUAGCCACCACCAGGAUGGAAGAGUUCAUACUUCUCAUCAACUAACCAGAAUCCCUGCCAAACCCAUCCUACCAACAGGAACAGUGAGGCUGCCUGAAAUGUCCACACAAAGCACUUCCAGAUCCUUUGUAACUUUCCAGCCACCUCAUCACAGGACCAACAAACCAGAAAUAACUACAUAUCCUUCUAGGGCUUUGCCAGAGAGCAAACAGUUUACAACUCCAAGAGUAGCAAGUACAACUCCUCUCCUAUCACACAUGUCCAAACCCAGCAUUUCUAGUAAGUUUGCUGACCUAAGAACUGACCAAUCCAAUGGCUCCUACAAAGUGUUUGGAAAUAGCAACAUCCCUGAGGCAAGAAACUCAGUUGGGAAGCCUCUCAGUCCAAGAAUUUCUCAUUAUUCCAAUGGAAGACUCCCUUUCUUUACCAACAGGACUCUUUCUUUUCCACAGUUGGGAAUCACCCGGAGACCCCAGAUACCCUCUUCUCCUGUCCCAGUAAUGAGAGAGAGAAAAGUUAAUCCAGGUUCCCACAAUAGGAUAUAUUCCCAUAGCACCUUCCAUCUGGACUUUGGCCCUCCGGCACCUCCGUUGUUGCACACUCCGCAGACCACGAGAUCACCCUCAACUAACUUACAGAAUAUCCCUAUGGUCUCUUCCACCCAGAGUUCUGUCUCCUUUAUAACAUCUUCUGUCCAGUCCUCAGGAAGCAUCCACCAAAGCGGCUCAAAGUUCUUUGCAGGAGGACCGCCUGCAUCCAAAUUCUGGCCUCUUGGGGAAAAGCCCCAAAUCCUCACCAAGUCCCCACAGACUGUGUCUGUCACUGCUGAAACGGACGCUGUGUUCCCGUGUGAGGCAAUAGGAAAACCAAAGCCUUUCGUUACUUGGACAAAAGUUUCCACACGAGCUCUUAUGACUCCAAACACCAGGAUACAACGGUUUGAGGUUCUCAAGAACGGUACCUUAGUGAUAAGGAAGGUUCAAGUGCAAGAUCGAGGCCAGUAUAUGUGCACCGCCAGCAACCUGUACGGCCUGGACAGAAUGGUGGUCUUGCUCUGGGUCACCGUGCAGCAACCUCAAAUCCUAGCCUCCCACUACCAGGACGUCACCGUCUACCUGGGAGACACCAUUGCAAUGGAGUGUCUGGCGAAAGGGACCCCAGCCCCCCAAAUUUCCUGCAUCUUCCGCGACAGGAGGGUGUGGCAAACUGUGUCCUCCGUGGAGGGCCGUAUCACCCUGCACCAAAACCGGACCCUUUCCAUCAAGGAGGCGUCCUUCUCAGACAGAGGCAUCUAUAAGUGCGUGGCCAGCAACGCAACCCGGGCGGACAGCGUGUCCAUCCGCCUACACGUGGCGGCACUGCCCCCCAUUAUCCACCAGGAGAAGCUGGAGAACAUCUCGCUGCCCCCGGGGCUCAGCAUUCACAUUCACUGCACUGCCAAGGCUGCGCCCCUGCCCAGCGUGCGCUGGGUGCUCGGGGACGGUACCCAGAUCCGCCCCUCGCAGUUCCUCCACGGGAACUUGUUUGUUUUCCCCAACGGGACGCUCUACAUCCGCAACCUCGCGCCCAAGGACAGCGGGCGCUAUGAGUGCGUGGCCGCCAACCUGAUCGGCUCCGCGUGCAGGACCGUGCAGCGCGCAGCAGCCAACGUGCAGCGCGCAGCAGCCAACGUGCAGCGCGCAGCAGCCAACGUGCAGCGCGCAGCAGCCAACGUGCAGCGCGCAGCAGCCAACGUGCAGCGCGCAGCAGCCAACGUGCAGCGCGCAGCAGCCAACGUGCGCAUCACGGGCACCUCCUCGCGGAGGACGGACGUCAGGUACGGAGGGACCCUCAAGCUGGACUGCAGCGCCUCGGGGGAUCCCUGGCCGCGCAUCCUCUGGAGGCUGCCGUCCAAGAGGACGAUCGACGCGCUUUUCAGUUUUGAUAGCAGAAUCAAGGUGUUUGCCAAUGGGACCCUGGUGGUGAAAUCAGUGAUGGACAAAGAUGCCGGAGAUUACCUGUGCGUAGCUCGAAAUAAGGUUGGUGAUGACUACGUGGCGCUCAAGGUGGAUGUGGUGAUGAAACCGGCCAAGAUUGAACACAAGGAGGAGAACGACGACAAAGUCUUGUACGGGGGUGACCUGAAAGUGGACUGUGUGGCCACCGGGCUUCCUAAUCCCGAGAUCUCCUGGAGCCUCCCAGACGGGAGUCUGGUGAACUCCUUCAUGCAGUCGGAUGACAGCGGUGGACGCACCAAGCGCUAUGUCGUCUUCAACAAUGGGACACUCUACUUUAACGAAGUGGGGAUGAGGGAGGAAGGAGACUACACCUGCUUUGCUGAAAAUCAGGUCGGGAAGGACGAGAUGAGAGUCAGAGUCAAGGUGGUGACAGCGCCCGCCACCAUCCGGAACAAGACUUACUUGGCGGUUCAGGUGCCCUAUGGAGAUGUGGUCACUGUAACCUGUGAGGCCAAAGGAGAACUGCCCAAGGUGACUUGGUUGUCCCCAGCCAACAGGGUGAUCCCCACCUCCUCUGAGAAGUAUCAGAUAUACCAAGAUGGCACUCUCCUUAUUCAGAAAGCCCAGCGUUCUGACAGCGGCAACUACACCUGCUUGGUCAGGAACAGCGCGGGAGAGGAUAGGAAGACGGUGUGGAUUCACGUCAACCUCCAGCCACCCAAGAUCAACGGUAACCCCAACCCCAUCACCACUGUGCGGGAGAUAGCAGCCGGGGGCAGUCGGAAACUGAUUGACUGCAAAGCUGAAGGCAUCCCCACCCCGAGGGUGUUAUGGGCUUUUCCCGAGGGUGUGGUUCUGCCAGCUCCAUACUAUGGAAACCGGAUCACUGUCCAUGGCAACGGUUCCCUGGACAUCAGGAGUUUGAGGAAGAGUGACUCCGUCCAGCUGGUAUGCAUGGCACGCAACGAGGGAGGGGCGGCCAGGUUGAUCGUGCAGCUCACUGUCCUGGAGCCCAUGGAGAAACCCAUCUUCCACGACCCGAUCAGCGAGAAGAUCACGGCCAUGGCGGGCCACACCAUCAGCCUCAACUGCUCUGCCGCGGGGACCCCGACACCCAGCCUGGUGUGGGUCCUUCCCAAUGGCACCGAUCUGCAGAGUGGACAGCAGCUGCAGCGCUUCUACCACAAGGCUGACGGCAUGCUACACAUUAGCGGUCUCUCCUCGGUGGACGCUGGGGCCUACCGCUGCGUGGCCCGCAAUGCCGCUGGCCACACGGAGAGGCUGGUCUCCCUGAAGGUGGGACUGAAGCCAGAAGCAAACAAGCAGUAUCAUAACCUGGUCAGCAUCAUCAAUGGUGAGACCCUGAAGCUCCCCUGCACCCCUCCCGGGGCUGGGCAGGGACGUUUCUCCUGGACGCUCCCCAAUGGCAUGCAUCUGGAGGGCCCCCAAACCCUGGGACGCGUUUCUCUUCUGGACAAUGGCACCCUCACGGUUCGUGAGGCCUCGGUGUUUGACAGGGGUACCUAUGUAUGCAGGAUGGAGACGGAGUACGGCCCUUCGGUCACCAGCAUCCCCGUGAUUGUGAUCGCCUAUCCUCCCCGGAUCACCAGCGAGCCCACCCCGGUCAUCUACACCCGGCCCGGGAACACCGUGAAACUGAACUGCAUGGCUAUGGGGAUUCCCAAAGCUGACAUCACGUGGGAGUUACCGGAUAAGUCGCAUCUGAAGGCAGGGGUUCAGGCUUGUCUGUAUGGAAACAGAUUUCUUCACCCCCAGGGAUCACUGACCGUCCAGCAUGCCACACAGAGAGAUGCCGGCUUCUACAAGUGCAUGGCAAAAAACAUUCUCGGCAGUGACUCCAAAACAACUUACAUCCACCUCUUCUGAAAUGUGGAUUCCAGGAUGAUUGCUCAGGAACUGACAACAAAGCGGGGUUUGUAAGGGAAGCCAGGCUGGGGAAUCGGAGCUCUUAAAUAAUGUGUCACAGUGCAUGGUGGCCCCCUGUGGGUUUCAAGUUGAGGUUGAUCUUGAUCUACAAUUGUUGGGAAAAGGAAGCAAUACAGACAUGAGUAAAAGGGCUCAGCCUCACUGAGAACUUUCUUUUGUGUUUACAUCAUGCCAGGGGCUUCAUUCAGGGUGUCUGUGCUCUGACUGUAAUUUUUAUUUUUUUGCAAAUGUCAUUCAACUGCCUGCAUAAGUGUCCGUAGGAUAUCUGAGGAAAGUUCACCAAAAAUAAGCCAUAGACAUGAACAACACCUCACUACCCCAUUGAAGAUGCAUCACCUAGUUAACCUGCUGCAGUUUUUACAUGAUAGACUUUGUUCCAGAUUGACAAGUCAUUUUUCAGUUAUUUCCUCUGUCACUUCAAAAUUCCAGCUUGCCCAAUAAGGAUUUAGAACUAGAGUGAUUGUUAUAUAUAUAAAUUAUAUAUAUAUAAAUUUAUAUAAUUUGUAUAUAUAAAAUUUAUAAAUAAUAUAUAUAUUUUAAUUCAGAGUUACAUACAUACAGCUACCAUUUUAUAUGAAAAAAACAUUUCUUCCUGGAACCCACUUUUUAUGUAAUUUUUUAAUAUAAAUAUUUUUCCUUUCAAAACAGAUGAUGAGACUAGAAGGAGAAAUACUUUCUGUCUCAUUAAAAUUAAUAAAUGAUUGGUCUUUACAAGACUUGGAUACAUUACAGCAGACAUGGAAAUAGAAUUUUAAACAAUUCCUCUCCAACCUCCUUCAAAUUCAGUCACUACUGUUAUGUUACUUUCUCCAGCAACCCUGCACUGGCGAAGGCUGUGAUAUUAGAUUUCCUUGUAUGCAAAGUUUUUGUUGAAAGCUGUGCUCAGCGGAGGUGAGAGGAGAGGAGGAGAAAACUGCAUCAUAUCUUUCCAGAAUUGAAUCUAGAGUCUUCCCUGGAAAGCCCAGAAACUUCUCUGCAGUAUCUGACUUGUCCAUCUGGUCUAAGGUGGCUGCUGCUUCCGCAACCAUGAGUUAGUCUGUGCCCAUGAAUAAUACAAGAUCUGUUAUUUCCAUGACUGCUUUACUGUAAUUUUAGGGUCAAUAUACUGUACAUUUGAUAAUAAAAUAUGUUCUCC